AUGUCUGCUGUUGCCAAGAGUGCCGCCACCAAGUUGAACUGGGCCCAGGUCAUUGCCAAGUUGGGCUUGACCGGAUCCACCGCAUCUUCUUUGACUGCUUUCAAGAAGAGAAACGACGAGGCUAAGAAGGAGUUCCAGGACUUGAACUCCCAGUCCACCGAAGUCGACUUUGAAUUCUACAAGAGUGUGUUGAAGAACCAGAAGGUCGUCGAGGAGAUCCAGAAGGCCGUUUCUACUUUCAAGCCUGUCACCUACGAUGUGUCCAAGACCUUGAACACUAUUGAUAUCUUCGAGCAGAAGGCUGUGGAGAACGCAAAGUUGACCGAGAAGUCUGUCUUGGAAGAGAUCGAGCAGUUGCAGGCUACCUUGAAGGACAUUGAGGGUGCCAGACCAUUCGACCAGUUGACUGUUGACGAUGUUGCCAAGGCUAGACCAGACUUGGACGAGAAGGUCAACUACAUGAUCAACCACGGUAAGUGGGAGGUUCCUGGUUACAAGGAGAAGUUCGGUGACUUGACUGUCAUGUAA
Messenger RNA from Sungouiella intermedia, 528 nucleotides. The record is from the annotation of a GenBank genome assembly. NCBI's taxonomy places the organism in Eukaryota, Fungi, Ascomycota, Pichiomycetes, Serinales, Metschnikowiaceae.